AUGCACAAUCAGCAUCUGAGGAACAUCUAUCUUCUAAAAACAAACAUCCCUGAAUACCCUCAACCCGAGUUUCACGUGUCCAGUCUGAAACAUGACACACAGCACGGAGGGUUAUUGAGGAUCUGGAAGGACGAAGGCUUCAAGGAUCCUCACAGAGGCCUGAAGGAUGCAGAUGGCCUGUCCCUGGUGUGGUGGAGUCUGGCUGUGGGCCCCCAGGAGAUCCAGUCAGCUGAGACCAGGCUCCUCGACAGGUUCUACCCAAACCGGAUGGAGCAGCCAGUGAACAGGAUGUUACCCAAUCAGAACUUCCUCUGGAAGUUUGCCUCCUCUCCAGCCUUCAGUGAGAAGUCCAGAUUUGGAUCGUACCGCUUCACUUUCCCCCUCCAGGAGGUGGUGAACGCCUACAGCCAGCAGUUUUGCUCCGGAGCUCCGCCCAUGAUAAGGGUGUUCAAGACCUCCCUGUGCAAACAGGAAGUGCAGUACUCUGUGCUGGUCCACAGCCCGGCCUCUGAGCUCUUCUCAGAGUAUCCUCUGCUUGCUUAUGAUGACCCGAACGCCAUCUUCACCUACAGAGACGGACACUUCAUCUGGAGGUCACAGGCCAUGUGCGAGACACACAGUUGGAAAUUGAUCCAAAAACCGGACAUAAAACGGAUGGAGAUUGACUAUCUAAGUUCUUUUGAACGUCAGACUUAUGUCUGGGAUAAUGUCGCCAUCGCCCUGCACGUGGAUCAUGGACAGGUGCUGAAGUUUGACUGUAAUCGACUGAGAGCAAACCUCACGUACUGUGAGAAACCUACACAGGAUGUUCCACCUGGAAUCCAGUAUGACAGUUUUGAAGAUGCUAAAUCACUGGUUGGACAUUUGUGGCCUGAUGCAGGCUUCCCGCUGGAGAAGGAGCCUUCACUCAAACUCAUUUUCUAA
Molecule: messenger RNA, 924 nt
Organism: Neolamprologus brichardi
Lineage: Eukaryota; Metazoa; Chordata; Actinopteri; Cichliformes; Cichlidae
Source: RefSeq, a predicted model, not a curated record